Molecule: messenger RNA, 786 nt
Organism: Metarhizium brunneum ARSEF 3297
Lineage: Eukaryota; Fungi; Ascomycota; Sordariomycetes; Hypocreales; Clavicipitaceae
Gene: PRE4
Product: Proteasome subunit beta type-7
Cellular component (GO): proteasome core complex
Source: RefSeq, a predicted model, not a curated record
AUGGAUCACCGACCGCAAGCAUGGGGCAGGCCCAGAGAUGACAUUUACGGUGCAUACGACGCCUCAUUCAUGAACAGCAAUGGCCCUACGACACACACCCAGCAGCCUAUCGUCACGGGAACGUCCGUCAUUGCCAUCAAGUUCAAAGACGGUGUCGUCAUUGCAGCCGACAACCUGGCGUCGUACGGCUCCCUCGCCCGCUUCACCGACGUCAAACGUCUCCGCCCCUUUGCUGAUGCCUCGGUCGUUGGCUUCAGCGGCGACAUCUCGGACAUGCAGUACCUCGACCGCCACCUAACCGAUCUCGCCCUCACCGAGGCCUACGACUCUCCCGACUCGGCGCGGCUCAACGCCUCCAAUUUGCACCGCUACCUCUCCAAGCUCCUCUACCGCCGACGCUCCAAGUUCGACCCUCUGUGGAACCACCUCCUAGUAGCAGGCCUCGACGACAAGGGCGCUCCGUUCCUCGCUGCGGCAGAUUUGCUCGGAACAACGUAUUCUGCACCCAGCCUUGCUACAGGGUUCGGUGCCAUGCUCGCUCAGCCAGUGAUGCGACGUUACGCUCCUGACGAGGAGUCCGCGGCAAAGCUGACUCGCGAGGAAGCUGUGGAUAUCAUCAAGGAGUGCAUGAAGGUUCUAUUCUACAGAGAUGCCAGAAGUCUGGACAGUUACUCACUGGCUAUUGUUACCAAGGACGGUGUGGAGCUGAAGGAGAAUCAGAAGCUGGAGGAUCAGAGCUGGGCGUUUGCCGAGAGAAUCAGGGGAUAUGGAACACAGACCGUUUGA